Molecule: messenger RNA, 1284 nt
Organism: Parastagonospora nodorum SN15
Lineage: Eukaryota; Fungi; Ascomycota; Dothideomycetes; Pleosporales; Phaeosphaeriaceae
Exons: 3
Coding region: 1-1284 (427 amino acids)
Molecular function (GO): aldehyde dehydrogenase (NAD+) activity
Source: RefSeq, a predicted model, not a curated record
AUGACACUUAUUAACACACAAAAUCCAGAGCUGGGUCUAUUCCUGAACAAUGAAGGGGAAGGUCCGGAGCUUUGCUUCAAAAACCCAAAAGAUCAAAGCGACAUUCCUUUCCGAGUCAAUGUUGCGAGUGCGGCUGAUGUCGAUCGCGCCGUUCAUAACGCUCGUACUGCAUUCAUUGGUGAGUGGGCCUCUUGGACUGGCGAGAGACGUGGGGAGGCUCUGUACAAGUUGGCAAAGCUUGUUGAUGAUAACAAACACGAGCUGGCCUACCUCGAGAGCAUUUGCAGUGGCAAGCCCUUGUCUGGUUUGCUCAUGGAAUUUGACAUGAUGACGGAAGCCAUAAAAUACUACGCCGGAUGGGCUGAUAAACUCAAGGGCGAAUCCUACUCACCAGAGAAAGGAUUCUACCGAAUAGUGAAGCGUGAACCACUCGGGGUCUGCUGCGGCAUCACCGCUUGGAAUGCUUCACUGUUGUUCGCAGCUUGGAAGUCUGUUCCGGCUCUCGCAACUGGCAACGUAAUCAUCAUCAAGCCAUCUGAAAAGUCACCACUCGGAACUGUCGCUCUUGCUGCAUUGUACAAGAAAGCCGGAUUUCCUUCAGGGGUGUUCCAAGUCCUUGUUGGAGCUGGAGACGUCGGUUCCUUGCUCUCAUCCCACAUGGACGUUGACAAAAUUUCGUUCACAGGAUCCACUGCCAUUGGACGCCGGGUUCAAGAGGCUUCAGCUAAAAGUAACCUCAAGCGUGUUACGCUAGAACUAGGCGGGAAGUCACCUGCGAUAGUGUUCGAUAACGCAAACCUUGAUCAAGCGUUGGCAUGGGUAACCGCUGGCAUUACAGCCAAUGCUGGCCAGGUCUGUGCUGCAACUUCACGACUAUUCAUACAAGCCUCGAUUUUUGACGCCUUCCUUGAACGUCUCCAGGCCAGCUUCGAGGCUAUCGCUCAGAAUCUGGGAAUGGACCCACUAGAUCCGAAAUCGCAAUAUGGGCCUGUUGUGGAUCAAUCUCAGUACGACAAAAUCUCGCAGAUAAUCCAAGAGGGCAAAAAGACAAACAAGGUCCUCACUGGCGGCGGUGACGAUAGCAAGGGCGGGAACUUUAUCGCCCCGACUAUUUUCGUUAAGCCAGACAAGCAGGCAAAGGUUUACAGAGAGGAGGUCUUCGGCCCUGUUCUUUGCGUUCAGUCAUUUGAAACCGAGGAUGAAGUUGUCAAAGAAGCGAACGACACAGAAUACGGACUUUCAGGUCAGGAAGCUUCAAACUCAUCCAGACAAGAAUCUCGCUAA